This is a messenger RNA of Cricetulus griseus (Chinese hamster), 1413 nucleotides long. Lineage: Eukaryota; Metazoa; Chordata; Mammalia; Rodentia; Cricetidae. The record is from RefSeq and is a predicted model, not a curated record.
AUGCUGGGUGACAUCCUGGAGGAGAUUGGCUUCAGGCAGACCAUCAAGCUCUUGAAGAACCAGCAGCCCCUGGUCCCAUUUGACAAGGAGUUAGCAGCCAGGUGGUCAGAGCAAUCCCAGUUUGGGUCCGAGCCCGGGCCCCCUCAGGACUUUUCCUUCCAUAGGAGCCCAAUGACACAGAUUCACAGAAACUCUCCAGAAGACAAGCCACAGAAGCCUGCUUCCCGGGGACACAGAGAAUAUGGGAGCCAGGUGGUGGAAGUCAGUAGUAAUAGCCCACAGCCCAGCGCGUGUCAGAGCAUGGACACAAGCUCUAAGCAAAUUGCAACAUGCAGCGCGAACAUGGAGACAGCAGGAAGAAGGAAACAAAGAGGGUUUUUCCGGGACCCUCAGCUGGAAACUGAGAGCCAGGGGAGGGUAGGCAGGCCCCCAGGAACUGUGGGGGAGCCAUGGCCUCUUGAAGGGAUGAAGCCCCUCCCCAGAAAGCCAGUGGCUGGAACAACUAAGCAGCGCCUGUCUCCACUGAGGGCAAAGGGACCAGGACCCUGGACCCUGGAAGACUACCCUCCUGGUUCUUUUGAGGGUUGUCUCAACUAUGACUGCAAUCCAUCUUCCUCUGUGCUGCCUCCCCGCAAGAGGAAGAAGAAAAGCACCUGGAAAUCUGAGGACCAGAGCCCUGGAGCAAAGGUGCCUAGAGGCCAGUCUCAAAGCUGCAAGGAUAUGAAUCUCAUCCUAGGUGCCAGUCCCUUUCCAGAGAUCACCUCAAAUCUCCAAGCCUGCUUUCCCCAGGAUGGACCUGAGCACUCUUCCUUGCACACUGACCAAGAAGCAGCACCAUGGGCGUGUAGGAAAACCUUCAAAACGCCAGUGUAUUCUGGUGUCAGACCUGCCAGAACUCUCCCACAGAUUUCGAACAAAGGACGCCAGGCUAAGUCUCAAUCUAAGGGGGAAACUCACUGCCAACCCGCUCUGGAGGAAGGAGCACUCUGGAGUCAGCCAGAGGAGGACUACCCCAGGACCCAGAUCAAAACUGCUAAGCCAGCUGACCUCCAGACUGAGACCCAGACACACCUCAGGAUGCAAGAGUCCCAGAAGCUAAAGUUGCAAACCCUGUGUGCCAGCAUCCAGAGCUCACAAGCCAAGAAUCAUCAAGGCGGCCAAACCAAAAUGAUCUGCUUCCAUGCCCAAGCAAGAAACCCUGGCCAGCAUGCACACUCUGGACCCAGAGGGGAGGCCUUCCCCGAAUAUGAGCACAGCCUCCCCGAACCCUCUGGCCCUGGCCAUCUGCAGAGAGGUCCCCGCCCGCCCUUGGGCUGCAGCAGCAAUGGCAGCAAGAAGACCCAGGCUAAGAAACCUGCUCCACUCAUGGCCAACGCCUUCAAGGAUUACAGGAAUAGUUGGGCUAGAAAGUGA